AGGCUUCAAAAAAAAAAGAAAGAAGGGGAACGAAGGGGUCUACACGCCGCUGCUCCCCCGUUCCGGCGACGCGACGGCCGCCGACCGCGCCACCGGGGGUGGAGGAGGGAUGAUGCAGCAGCUGCAGCCGACGCGGAUGCACUGGGCGAGGGCCGUCCCCUCCGACUUCGGCGGCCAAGCCCCCGCCCCUCGCAGCGGGCACACGGCGGUCGCCAUCGGCGGGUCCAAGGUCGUCGUCUUCGGCGGGUUCGCCGACAAGCGCUUCCUCGCCGACAUCGCCGUCUACGACGUCGAGAACAGGCUAUGGUACACGCCGGAGUGCAGCGGCAGCGGCCCGGACGGGCAGCCAGGCCCCAGCCCGAGGGCCUUCCACGUCGCCGUGGUCAUCGACUGCAACAUGUUUAUCUUCGGCGGCCGCUCCGGGGGCAAGAGGUUAGGUGACUUCUGGAUGCUCGACACCGACAUUUGGCAGUGGUCGGAGAUGACUGGCUUUGGCGAUUUGCCAUCUCCCCGGGAGUUUGCUGCCGCAUCAGCCAUAGGAAACAGAAAAAUUGUCAUGUAUGGUGGUUGGGAUGGCAAAAAGUGGCUGUCUGAUGUAUAUGUCAUGGACACAAUGUCACUUGAGUGGACAGAACUAGCAGUUACUGGAUCAGCGCCACCUCCAAGAUGCGGACAUUCUGCCACUAUGAUUGAGAAGAGGCUGCUUAUAUUUGGAGGCAGAGGUGGAACUGGGCCGAUAAUGGGUGAUCUCUGGGCUUUAAAGGGUAUCACUGAAGAAGAUAAUGAGACACCAGGAUGGACACAAUUAAAGCUGCCAGGUCAAUCUCCCUCUGCACGAUGUGGCCAUUCAGUGACUUCUGGUGGACCUUAUCUCUUGCUAUUUGGUGGACAUGGAACUGGCGGUUGGCUAAGUAGAUAUGAUGUGUACUACAACGAAUGUGUUAUUUUAGACAGGGUCUCUGUUCAAUGGAAGCGCUUACCAACAAGUAAUGAGCCACCCCCUCCUCGGGCAUAUCAUUCUAUGACUUGCAUAGGGCCUCGGUUUCUUUUAUUUGGUGGCUUUGAUGGAAAGAAUACCUUUGGCGAUUUGUGGUGGCUUGUUCCUGAAGAUGAUCCUAUUGCCAAGCGGGACUUGGUUCCUAGUGUUGGUUCAGACAGCAACCAUAGCACUGUGACUGGUGAUGCCCAACAGUCUGCAUUGAAGGAAUCAGAAUCACAAUCUGAUGAAUCUCCGAUGUUGGAGUUGGCCAAACGAUUGGGGAUUCCACUUUAUGUAGAACCUUCAGCAAGUUUUGUUGACGAAAUCAACGAUAAAGAACUAAUGGAAUUAUCAUCUAGGCUCAUUGGUGAAUCACUUCCUACCACCGACCAGCUUGCAUGUAUUCAGGCACUUCGUGAUCAUUGGAGAAGUUCUCCAUCCAGCUCAAUACAGCUCCAGGAGCUAGGCCCUCUGCUGAGGGACUAUCAACGUCUCAUUAUUCGCCGCUUUGUGGAAAGCCCAUCCCCGGCAUUCCUUGAAAGGGAAGAUCGCCGCCUCUUCCAUUUGAAAAAUGCCUCGCAGUUGCGCAUGGAUGACAUCCCCAUCUUGCUGGGCGAGUAUAGAACUCUGCUUUCCACCUGAGAGAGGGGCACACAACUAUUUUGCCUGGUUGGUGCUUCUGGGCUAAAACCAUUGUGCUACGACCAUCGGUUAUCUGCUUCUGUGGUUUCCGAUGCGCAGGGCGAGAAGGACGAUGGCCCAACCACCUAGGCCCCAGGGCAAGCAAACAGACCGUUGAUGAGCAAAAUUGAUGAGGAAAUGUUGUAUUUGGGAAAUGCAUAGAAAACAAAUGCCAUGAUCUAUAAUGGUUGUAUUUUGAUGUACAAGCUAGAAUCUUCUUUUAUUUUCUUGGAUGUACAAAUGUAAUUUUAAAAUUUUCAAAAUAAAGAGCUCCAUGGAGCUACGGAACAAGUUAAUUCUCA
This is a messenger RNA of Aegilops tauschii subsp. strangulata, 1962 nucleotides long. Its product is annotated as protein GLUTELIN PRECURSOR ACCUMULATION 3. Gene Ontology annotation, molecular function: protein binding. NCBI's taxonomy places the organism in Eukaryota, Viridiplantae, Streptophyta, Magnoliopsida, Poales, Poaceae. The record is from RefSeq and is a predicted model, not a curated record.